Rotaria sp. Silwood2 is the source of this 411-nucleotide messenger RNA. The record is from the annotation of a GenBank genome assembly. NCBI's taxonomy places the organism in Eukaryota, Metazoa, Rotifera, Eurotatoria, Philodinida, Philodinidae.
AUGCUAGCUCGAUGCUGUCUUUUUUCAUUAUCACAUUAUUUUUAUUAUCGACUAAUUCUAAGUUUAUUAAGUAGUUUUUUCUUGUUAUUUAAUUGUAUUUCAAAUCCUUUUUCUUCUCAUCAAUUUUUUAUAUUAUCUAAUAUUGAUAAUUUAUCCAUUCAAUAUCCGUUUAUAAAUACAACCUUAUCAAAAACAGAUUUUCCAUUUACUCAUCAUAAAAUAAAUACAAAAACUAAUCGUACUAUUUUUCUAGUUAUUACAUCAGCUAUUUAUAAUGAUGAUUAUAUUCAAGGUAUUAAAGUACUUGGUUAUACUCUUCGACGAAUAGAUAUACAAGCUGAUCUUAUUCUUUUCUAUAUUUCAAAUCGUUUAAAACAAUCAAUAUUUAAUCGUUGUCAAAAAGUCGGAUGA